GCUGUUGGAGUGUUUAAGUGUCCCAGAACGGAUAGAAAAGGAUUGAUGUGCCUUGGGAGUGUCUUUAAGCUGUGAGACACAUUCAAACUGACUUGGUAAUAAAGGGUACUGAGUGUGGAUGCGCACUUGAUGUAUUUUAUAGCCUAUGUUUACCUGGAUUGAGUUUCCCCAACGCCGAAUAGGCCUCGUCUUGUUUACAGUCCUUGUUCCCGGCAACAACGUCAUCAAGCGCUUUUGACAUGCACGGAGGCGGGGACCACGGAGGAAACAACCAAUCACAGGCUUCUCGGAGCACUCGUGGAACCGGAUGAUAUAAGUAGAGCAGAGCACGUCGGCCGCUUGUCAUUUAAGAGGAAACACGAGUGGAGCACAUUCAAAGCAGAAAAGACUCUCCUACACACGAGUGGAAUCAAAACAUCUGAAUUAGUCACUGGACUCCGCUUUGAAUUCAACCAAAAGGCGCAGCCCUGCCAGACUACAAGCUCCUAAAGCAGAAUAUGAACUUGAACUUCUCCGAUUCAUAUCGGAACUCAAACUUCAAGUCACAGCACCUGCGCGCCGACAGUGAUUUCUUUUCGGCCGGCACGGCGGACGUGGGCUCACUGAAGCUCGCCUCUCCUGAACUGGAGCGACUGAUCAUCCAGAACAGCAACGGGGUCAUCACAACCACACCGACACCUGCCCAGUACCUGUACAACCGCGGGAUCACGGAGGAGCAGGAAGGCUUUGCUGACGGUUUCGUGAAAGCUCUGGACGACCUGCACAGGAUGAACCAGAUGGCUCCUCCAAACGUGUCCAUCGGUGGAGUUGCUUGUGGCGUCCCCGGUGGAGUUGUCUGCUCGGCUCCAGCCACGGUGUUCGGCUCAUCCAUGCAGCCAGAGGCGCUCGAGUACACCACCCUGGGCAGCUGUACCACCAACCCCAGCCUGUCCUCAGCCUCCAGCUAUCCCUCCACCACCAUCAGCUACCUGCCGCAUCACCAGUACCACCAGCAUCCCCAGGCUGUUGCGCACGGAUCUCACCAUUUCCAGCACUCCCUGGCCGGCGCUGGCAUCCACUCGCAGCGGUACGGCGGGUUGAAAGAGGAGCCUCAAACGGUCCCUGACAUGCAGAGCAGCGACGGGUCUCCUCCGAUGUCCCCCAUCGAUUUGGAGAAUCAGGACCGGAUGAAAGCGGAGCGCAAGCGGCUGAGGAACCGGCUCGCAGCCUCCAAGUGUCGGAGGCGCAAGCUGGAGCGCAUCUCUCGUCUGGAGGACAAGGUGAAAGUGCUGAAAACAGACAACGCCGGACUGUCAAACACGGCUUCUGUACUGAGGGAGCAGGUGGCCCAACUCAAACAGAAAGUCAUGACACAUGUGAGCAGUGGCUGCCAGCUCAUGUUGGCGCCCAAAGUGAAGUCUUACUGAAGAAACAAAGCACUUUUAAAAACACUGGACAUGAACUGCACUGAUACACAAUGAACAAUGUCUGAUACAUAUGAGAGAACUGGACUCUGAUGGUUUCUGUCUGAAAGACAAGCAGCAGAAAUCACACAAGACUAAAACACUUGGGCAUUUUUUAAAAGUUUUUAAAAGUGUCGUCUUGGCUUUGCCUGUUUACAUUUUACUUUAAUUGCAAUCUGUGAUACAUUCUCAUGUAAGUUAUUUGUGUUUGUCAGGUUGAGCCUGAUGAGCAUGCGCUUUUUUUUACUUGUACAGUAUAUAUUUAAGUAAAUGAAAUUAUGAAACUAAGAAA
Epinephelus moara (kelp grouper) is the source of this 1734-nucleotide messenger RNA. RefSeq names its product transcription factor JunB-like. Gene Ontology annotation, biological process: regulation of cell cycle; regulation of transcription by RNA polymerase II; regulation of cell population proliferation. Bases 498 to 1406 code for a protein of 302 amino acids. The transcript is spliced from 2 exons. NCBI's taxonomy places the organism in Eukaryota, Metazoa, Chordata, Actinopteri, Perciformes, Serranidae. Gene Ontology annotation, molecular function: RNA polymerase II cis-regulatory region sequence-specific DNA binding; DNA-binding transcription factor activity, RNA polymerase II-specific; transcription factor binding. The record is from RefSeq and is a predicted model, not a curated record. Gene Ontology annotation, cellular component: transcription regulator complex.